Messenger RNA from Electrophorus electricus (electric eel), 3623 nucleotides. It is a transcript of the gene zranb1b, whose product is annotated as zinc finger, RAN-binding domain containing 1b. The record is from RefSeq and is a predicted model, not a curated record. Gene Ontology annotation, molecular function: K63-linked polyubiquitin modification-dependent protein binding; cysteine-type deubiquitinase activity. Gene Ontology annotation, cellular component: nucleus; cytoplasm. Gene Ontology annotation, biological process: cell migration; protein K33-linked deubiquitination; protein K29-linked deubiquitination. Lineage: Eukaryota; Metazoa; Chordata; Actinopteri; Gymnotiformes; Gymnotidae.
CCAUGUGGUAUCCCUUCUUCUUGUAUCUCAGGAGUAGGUUUAUUUUGGUUUACCCUGUUCCCGUGCUUCCGCCAUUAGACACAGAAAAAUCAACACUGGAAAUGGAAAUGCUAAAAAAAUAAAGCCCCCAGAACAUUUAAUGAAAACUGGAGUCUGCGGAUUGGACGACUGUGACCGUUUAAGAGGUACGGAUCUAGAGCACCCUGGCGGGCUGCGUGUUCGUUGGUUAGGUGAGCAGGCGGUGGGAGGGGAAGGGGGCACUAGGAGCUCAGCUCAAGUGAGGAUGACUGAUCAUCAGCCCAAGUGGAGCUGUGAGUAUUGCACUUACGAAAACUGGCCGUCUGCAAUCAAAUGCACCAUGUGUCGUGCUCAAAGACCCACUGCCCCCAUCAUCACCGAGGAGCCCUUUAAAAGCAGCUCAAGACUGGACUCCCACCUAUGCCCCACCCCAGAGGGCUCCAGUGUGCUCAUCUGCCCAGAUUCGAGUGCCCGGCCUCGGGUGCGCAUUGUUGACGAACUACCUGAGACAACCAGCAAAUGGUCAUGCCACAUGUGCACCUAUCUGAACUGGCCGCGGGCCAUCCGCUGCACGCAGUGUCUCAGCCAGAGACAGCAGGGCCCUUCCGAGAGCCCGCAGACCUCCGAGCUCAGCUCCAGACCCGCCCCUGCCGUGGAUCCCUGCGAGGAGUACAACGACCGCAACCGGCUGAACACACACAUACAGCACUGGGCGUGCUCUGCCUGCACCUAUGAGAACUGGCCCAAGAGCCUCCGCUGUGUGGUGUGUGACCAUCCAAAACCCAGCGGGACGCCCGAGACCGAGCAGCAGGAUGCUGAGCCGGAAAGCACCACAUCCCUGCCCGUGGCCAACGAGCAGGACAGGACCACGGGGGGAGGGGGGGGCAGUGGGAGCAAGGUGGGGCAGAGGAAGCUCUCACCUCCCAUCUCCACGGGGCAGGCGGAGGUGCAGAUCGAGCUGGCCUCCGGGGCGGAGGGCACCGAAGACGAGCAGGAGAAGGACUUCAAAAAGCUGAAGCAGAUUAGGAACAGGAUGAGGAGGACGGACUGGCUCUUCCUCAACGCCUGCGCAGGUGUGGUGGAGGGUGACCUGGCUGCAGUGCAGGCCUAUAAGUCCUCGGGUGGAGACAUCGCACGUCAGCUGACCUCAGACGAAGUGCGCCUGUUGAAUCGGCCAUCUGCAUUCAAUGCCGGCUUCACUCUGGUGCACCUCGCCAUCCGCUUCCAGCGCCAGGACAUGUUGUCUGUGCUGCUCACUGAGGUGUCUCAGCAGGCUGCUAAGUGUAUUCCAGCCAUGGUCUGUCCUGAGCUGACAGAGCAGAUCCGUCGUGAGGUGGCGUCUGGCCUGCACAGGCGGAAGGGAGAGUUUCCCUGCUACUUCCUCACUGACAUCACCACCUUCACACUACCAGCAGAUAUUGAAGACCUGCCCCCUAACGUCCAAGAGAAGCUGUUUGACGAGGUGUUGGAUCGAGAUGUACAGAAAGAGCUGGAGGAGGAGUCUCCCAUCAUAAACUGGUCACUGGAACUUGGCACGCGAUUGGACAGCCGUCUGUAUGCCCUGUGGAACCGUACCGCAGGAGACUGUCUGUUGGACUCCGUCCUACAGGCCACUUGGGGCAUCUACGACAAAGACUCCAUAUUGAGGAAGAGUCUGCAUGACAGCCUGCAUGACUGCUCACACUGGUUCUACACCCGUUGGAAGGAGUGGGAAUCGUGGUACUCUCAGAGCUUUGGCCUGCACUUCUCUCUCCGAGAGGAGCAGUGGCAAGAGGACUGGGCAUUUAUUUUGUCACUGGCCAGUCAGCCUGGCGCGAGCCUGGAGCAGACACACAUCUUCGUUCUGGCUCAUAUCCUGAGGAGGCCCAUCAUCGUGUAUGGCGUGAAGUACUACAAGAGUUUCCGCGGGGAGACGCUGGGCUACACUCGCUUCCAGGGUGUGUACCUCCCCCUGCUGUGGGAACAGAGCUUUUGCUGGAAGAGCCCCAUCGCCCUGGGUUACACACGCGGCCACUUCUCUGCCCUGGUCGCCAUGGAGAAUGAUGGUUAUGACAACCGUGGUGCAGGUGCUAACCUUAACACGGACGAUGACGUUACGGUCACUUUUUUGCCCUUGGUGGACAGCGAGAGGAAGCUGUUACACAUCCACUUCCUGUCUGCACAAGAGAUGGGGACCGAGGAGCAGCAGGAGCGCUUGCUGAGGCAGUGGUUGGAUUGCUGUGUGACGGAAGGCGGGGUUCUGGUUGCAUUACAAAAGAGCUCACGGAGGCGGAGCCACCCACUUGUUACACAGAUGGUAGAGAAGUGGCUGGACGGCUACCGACAGCUGGAAAACUGCCCAGCCCUCUCUGAUGGAGAGGAGGAAGAGGAGGAUGAAGACGAAUGAGAAGUGGAGUUCUCUUUCCAGUGAAACUUGGCACACUUUGACCCAUAAUGUACCAUUAUUUAUCCCUGUCGUACUUACAUACACAUAAAUCCUAACCAGGUUCUGUUAAGCAAACCAAUGGUCUGUUCUCAUCAUUGCUGCAAGAGAUUUGGGUCUGUGAGGAAUAAACGAAUUUAGGUUAUGACUGGUACAUGCUUUAAAAGUAUGUCCCUAGUUUUAUUCCAGUUAUAAAUUAUAUAUAUAUAUAUAUAUAUAUGCUAGUGGUAAGUGAGAAAGAAAUAGGAUAUUCUACCAGAAGGUCUAUCAAGGGCACUUAAGCACACUUCUGUGUUUUUUUUUUUCUUCAGUUCUGUUUAAAAAUAUGACUUUUUAAACUUUUAAUUGUUGGCAAUGCUUUCCAUAUGCUUGUACAUACCUCUACACUGAGAUCAGUCCUUUAUCUUCAUCCAAUUACCGAGACAUAUUUACCUAACAGUUUGUGAGCUAUAGAAAUGAACACAAACCUACUGCAGUGUGCUAUCGAUUUUGUCCUUGCUUAUAAAUAAGGAAAUCCAGUGCAAACACUAAGGCCCAAGGGUGAGCCAUUGGGCUCUUUUCAAACCUGGUUCUGCCAGGAUGGAAGUCCCAGAGGGACCAUACAUUCACACUCUUCUAAUGCAGUUACACUAUCUUAAUGUUUCUACAUACCGUUACACUCUUAGGUGUCUAGCCAUAAUUGCAUUCAGAUCAGCUUUUCUGAUCUCGUUUUUUUUGGGGUUUUUUUUUUUUUAUGUCCUCUGGAUAUGUCCGUUAUUACAUUCAGAGACUGAAACCAAAGUGAGCGCUGGUCUGUGGAAUGCUGUAAGGCUGCCUUUGCUUUGUGUUGCUCUCCUACUGCACUGUUUCCAUCCACUCAUGACCAGUCUAGCACCUCCCCUGCUCUUGUGUGUUUGUUUACUUAAUAGUUGCCAUCAAAUUACAAAUGGUGUUAGAACGUUGGCAUCUUGGAUAUACUGUAUGUCUCUGAUGUUUGAUGAGGUGGAGACCAAAUCAUUGAAGGCUUUUAAAGAGUCAAAUGUCCAACAUGAAGCUUCUUUAAAACUUUGUUUUGAAAAGCAGUGUAUCAGUUCUUAACACACACCAUCUGUUAGCACUAUCUUUUUCAGUGUAUGCACACAUGCAUACUUGUGUUAAAGAUCCCCUGCAACAGGAAUAAAUGUUUUAUAAAUAACUCCUAAAA